Molecule: messenger RNA, 1638 nt
Organism: Diachasmimorpha longicaudata
Lineage: Eukaryota; Metazoa; Arthropoda; Insecta; Hymenoptera; Braconidae
Exons: 3
Coding region: 320-979 (219 amino acids)
Source: RefSeq, a predicted model, not a curated record
UGAGCUCAAGGUAUGGGAAAAAAAAAAUAAAAUAUCCGAGCCAGCAUUUUCGAGAUGAACAGAACUCUGAGGAAUUCAGUGGCAUGUUAAUCCGCUAUUGUUGAGGUGGCGUGAAAUUUAUAAGGAAAUAAUUAUCUUGAAUUUGGCAACAGAGGUCUUUGGAGGGCUUGGGAAACAGAGGUACCUUGAUUUUACCUCACCCCAAAAUGCUCCUGAAACGUGGGUAUCUUCGCCGCUGAAGAUUGUGUAUAUAUAGGGGUGCCCCAGCACGAUGAGUCGCAGUUCUACAGUAAACGUUCUUAGGUGAAUCAGAGAAAUAAUGUUACGAUUAAUCGUCCUCGGGGCCCUGGCGACCCUCGUCACAGCCCAAUUCCAGCCGCAGCCCUCGGGCAGAAUUCUCGAGCCCCCGAUUCCACAACUGUGCGCCCAAAGAAGCAUCCACGAACGCUACAGCGGCAAGGGUUAUUACUAUUCCUGGGCAGAGCCAAGGACGGCAGGGCAAGAAGUCGACUGGAUAUCAGGUAGAAAUUUCUGCAGGAAACGUUGUAUGGAUCUCGUUUCCCUCGAGACCUCCGCCGAGAACGAAUUCAUCAAGAGUCGCCUGGUUCAGAACAACGUAAAGUACAUCUGGACGUCGGGACGUCUUUGCGACUUCAAGGGAUGUGACAGGCCCGACCUCCAACCCCUAAAUAUCAACGGAUGGUUUUGGACAGCUGAGCUGCAGAAACUCGCCCCAACCACCGAUCGCAACCAGAACGAUUGGUCGGAGAGCGGUGGUAUUGGUAAACCUCAGCCUGAUAAUCGCGAGGCCAUUCAGGGAGGAGCUCCUGAGAACUGUCUAGCUCUACUCAAUCAAUUCUAUAACGAUGGAGUUAACUGGCACGACGUAGCUUGUCACCACAAGAAACCGUGGGUCUGCGAGGAAAACGACUCGCUACUCAAAUACGUUCGCUUCACCAAUCCAAAUAUGCGUGUUUAAUAAAUUUAAUUAAUGGUCAACCGGUGAAAACAAGAGGUCGUGGGAAGUUUUAUUAAUCCCUCGUCGCUCACGUGAUUUUUUUUCUUUUUAUCAUUAGUUAAUUUCACAUUAUCAUUUUUCCGAUAAUUUUAUGGUAGUCAUUCCUUAAUUUUCUACUGCAUCCUUCCAUUUUCCUUUUUAUAAGAACAACUUUUUUUGGAAAAUCACGUGUGUGAUGGAGGAGUAAGAGGGGAAAAGUUGAAUUAAUUAUCAAAAUUGAGUCUUCGCUGAAUAUUUUGUGAGUGAAUAUUUUUGUGGAAACAUUUAUUGGGGCAAACUUUGCACAGCAAACAACUCUUGAUAGAGAUAUUUCUGAUGUUGAGUUGGCAGAUCCCGUUUUACUGAUUCGUUACUGCUCAUUUCGAUUUUUAGAAGUGGAUAAUUUCAAUGGGGCUAUUGAUAAGCGACUAAGUAACUUGUAUAGACAGUAUAUUUAUUGCGAUCAUUCUCAAGGCUUCCCGCGCUGUCAAUUAAUUACAAGAAAAUGUCGAGAAGCAGAAAAUAUUGUUUUUCUUCGGUGUGUAUUUUAAUCAGUACUUCCCUUUUAUUUCUAUUUAAAAACUUUGAUGAAAGACAAAUUCUAUUUGUAUAUGAUGAUAAUAAAAAAAGUAUUUACAAAA